This is a messenger RNA of Zea mays, 1572 nucleotides long. Its product is annotated as endoglucanase 4-like. The record is from RefSeq and is marked provisional. The transcript has 3 exons. NCBI's taxonomy places the organism in Eukaryota, Viridiplantae, Streptophyta, Magnoliopsida, Poales, Poaceae. Bases 1 to 1572 code for a protein of 523 amino acids. Gene Ontology annotation, molecular function: hydrolase activity, hydrolyzing O-glycosyl compounds. Gene Ontology annotation, biological process: carbohydrate metabolic process.
AUGGCGCCAACGUCGACGGAGACGAGGAGCUCUGCCAAGGCCACGGUGUCAUCGUCCCAGCUGGCUCUCGCCGCCGCCGUCCUCUGCCUCACGGCGUGUGGCGGCAACGGCGUGGCGGCGUUCAACUACGCGGACGCGCUCGACAAGGCGCUGCUCUUCUUCGAGGCGCAGCGGUCGGGAAAGCUCCCGCCGGGGCAGCGCGUGACGUGGCGCGGCGACUCCGGCCUGACCGACGGCUCCGCGGCAGGGCUUGACCUCGCCGGCGGCUACUACGACGCCGGGGACAACGUCAAGUUCGGCCUGCCCAUGGCCUUCACCGUCACCAUGCUGUCGUGGAGCGUCCUCGAGUUCAUGCCCAGCGGCGGCGCCGGCGCCGACGCCGGCGUCACCGGCAGGGCCGCCGUGCGCUGGGGCGCCGACUACCUGCUCAAGGCGGCCGCAGCGGCCCCCGACGCGCUCUACGUGCAGGUGGCCGACCCGUACCAAGACCACAAGUGCUGGGAGCGGCCCGAGGACAUGGACACCCCGCGCGAGGUGUACAAGGUCACGCCCGACAGGCCUGGCUCCGACGUCGCCGGGGAGACCGCCGCCGCGCUCGCUGCCGCGUCGAUCGUGUUCCGGACCUGUGACCCUGCCUACUCCGCCAAGCUGCUCCAGACUGCUCACAAGGUGUUUGACUUCGCGGACCGGUACAGGGGCUCGUACAGCGACUCGCUCAGCUCCGUGGCCUGCCCGUUCUACUGCUCCUACUCUGGCUACCAGGACGAGCUGCUGUGGGCGGCGGCCUGGCUGCACAUGGCGACGGCGGCGCAGGGGAACUCGUCGGACAUGUACCUGUCGUACAUCUACUCCAACGGGCACAUCCUAGGCGCGGAGCAGGACGACUUCACCUUCAGCUGGGACGACAAGCGCGUGGGCACCAAGGUCCUCCUCUCCAAGGCGUUCCUGCAGGGCAUGGUGGGUAAGGGCAAGGGCCACGCGGAGGACGACGCGCUGCGGCUCUACAAGGCGCACGCCGACGCCUACGUGUGCUCGCUCGUGCCGGGCGCCUCCGGCUUCCAGCCGUCGCAGUUCACGCCGGGGGGCCUCCUGUUCAAGGAGGGCGACAGCAACAUGCAGUACGUCACCUCCACGGCGUUCCUCCUCCUCGCGCACGCCAAGUCCCUCGCCGGCGCGCGGGUCUCCUGUGGCGGCGGCGCGGGGGUGCCGGCGUCCGCGCUGGUGGCCGCCGCCAAGAGGCAGGUGGACUACAUCCUGGGCGCCAACCCGGCGGGGAUGUCCUACAUGGUGGGGUUCGGAGCGCGGUACCCGCGGCACGUGCACCACCGCGGCGCGUCCAUGCCGUCGAUGCGCGACCACCCCGCGCGCAUCGGCUGCGACGAGGGGUUCCAGUACCUGCACUCGCCGGACCCCGACGUCAACGUGCUCGUGGGCGCCGUCGUCGGCGGGCCUGACGACAGCGACGCCUUCACCGACAGCCGCGACAACUACGCGCAUACAGAACCCUCCACCUACACCAACGCGCCGAUCGUCGGCGCGCUCGCCUUCUUCGCCGCCGGCCGCCACCGCUGA